Messenger RNA from Microplitis demolitor, 2992 nucleotides. RefSeq lists its product as uncharacterized. The coding region runs from base 66 to 2762 and encodes 898 amino acids. The transcript has a single exon. The record is from RefSeq and is marked provisional. Lineage: Eukaryota; Metazoa; Arthropoda; Insecta; Hymenoptera; Braconidae.
CACUAUAUUUUGCAAAAAAAAAAUAACGUUUAUAUUAGAAGACUUAAAAUAGCAUAAAACCAAAUAUGAGUGAACCUUGGACAAGUACUGCCCGUACAACUCGUGAAAAUCUAAGACGAUAUAACGCAGUUGAUAUCCAUGAAAGUAUCGAGUUGUUGAUAUCAUUUACGGAUUCAAUAAAAGCCAAAAUUCAUGAAUUCCGAACACAAUUCAAAGAAACAUAUAAGCAGUAUUUAAAUUCGAUUGAAAAUCCCCAAAGUCAAACUAGAAAUCACUCCACUUUAGGCGGAAGAGGAGAAACAAAUAUUGAGCCUGGAAAUCAAUUCGGGACACUGUCGAAGAGCAGAAAUGAAUCCGGGCAAAAAGUUCAAUACCCGUCAUUUCAUAAAGUUGCCAAAAUAUAUGACACAACAAUGAAAUCAUUAAGCGAUUUUAUGACUAUUUUUAUAGCAGAUUCCAGAGAUUUAUAUUCAAUAGCUAUUCAGAUAAGUUCAUUAAAACAAGAAUAUGAUAAUCUACUCAAUCGAAAUUAUGACCGUAGAGAUGAUUUAGAAGCCAAUCAAUUGUAUCAAAUAAAUAAAAGAAUCGAGAAUAUUAUCGAAAAUCACAAUAAGUUAGUAAUUAACUACAAUGCAGGAAUCGAGCAUUUCAAGGCAUUGAAACAUAAUUUAAGUAAUGGUAUACUUGUCUAUGAAUCGUCAACAGGAAAGAAUUUUGUGUUGUCACGAGAUGAUGAGCUAGAAGAGUUUCGACGUUUGGUUGAGACCGAUGAAGUUUUGAAAAAGCGGAGUUCAAUAUACGCAACAUUUGCCAGCAGAUUCAAAAGCGAUCUACAAUAUUCUGCUGACAGUACUGUUUUAAUGCCUGUCAGACCGUUAAAGAAAGACAAUUGGAUUCUGCGAUCUCCAGAACAAAAUAAUGAUGCCGCAAGACCAUUCAGUCAAGAAUACCAGCCAUCUCCAGAAAAUACCGAAUUCGAUGACGCCGCGGAGCAUCACGUGGAUCUUUCUGUACCUAAUGUUGAACGUGGCAUUAAUGUUCAACAAAUUUCUCAAGAACCAAUGGUUAUUUCACCUCCAACGCCAAACUCUCAGUCAAAUUAUGAAACCCCUUCACUAAUGAUUCACCAAAGUCAGCAUUAUGAGGAAGCUGCAAGAGCGAAACCAGAAGAUGAACCACUGAAACGAACGCCGAACUUGAAUUCAAAUAUCAUAAAACAUUUUCAACAUCCUAGGAAGAAGACAGCGACUAUUAACUAUGUUGCAGAUAAAAAUCGUGAUGACUCUCAACAACCCCAUCUGCAUACCCAGAAUCAUAAUCAACCUGAAACAUCUAAUCAAGUACACCAGCAAUCCCAACAAAAUACCAAAUCAGCUAAAGCCAAAGGAGAUGACAUUGAUCAUUCUGUACUCAAUGUUGAACCUAGCAUUGAUAUUCAACAAACUUAUCAACAGCCAAUGGAUUCCCAGCUUUCUGAAGAACUUCAAUCAUCACAAUCAACCCAACCAGUGCAUCAGCUAAAACGAAAAAUAGAGACCGAUGCAUCUGUAAUACGUCAAUCUAAAGACAUAAAUAUCGACACCGGAGAAGAUUCAACAGACCUAAUACGUACAGAUCAAGGCACUAUCACGGAUUCCGAGUUAAAUGAAAUACUUGAUAGUAUACUUAUGGACGACCUAUCGGAAUUAGAAAUAGACUUCUUUCGACACUAUGACAUUUCUGAAACGGGCUUAUCGCCCAUUGAGAUCCGUAAUUCCCUUUCGUAUUCUUAUAUUUUACAUAUUCUGUUUGACAAUAACUUGAUAACACCUGAUAUUUUAUACAAUAUAUCAAAGAUACUUUCAAAAUUAGAAGAAAAACGUAUUAACACCCCACUGAAACCACACGACUUGACGACUAAACUAUAUGUAAGUAAUAUUGAUAAAUUAAUCAGUAGACUUAGCAAGUUAUUAAUAGAUUCAUCCGCUGAAAAAAUGACUAGUUACUCGCCAAAUGAAAAAGUGUGGAAUGGAACACUACUCAUGUACAAUAAAUUAACUGAUAGUCAACAGUUCACUAAGUUUGUCGAAAAAUACUCAUAUUUACUACCACUUCCCAAUAAUAAUUCUAAUUCUAUUACAUUAAUUAAUGAAUCUAUUAGUAAGGGAUUAGAAUUACAGAAAAAAUUAUGUAACGGAAAUACUAAUAAUCUUUUAAAUGACAUCAUUAAAUUUGAUUCCGAUGAUUUGAAAAUAAUGCAAUGGCAAAUGGAAUAUUUGAAUGAACAAUCUAGAUUAACAUUAAUUCAAUCUUUGUAUCUGCAUUUUGUACGCGAUGAGAAUAGUAGUGCCAUUAUUGAUGAGUUUCUAAAUGAGCCAGUAAUAAAUGAUGAAAAUCAUCAAUUCAUUAAACUAAUUAUUGAAAAAAUGAAUCAAACGAAAUUCGCUACUGAAAAAACAUCUGAAAUAUAUGAAAAAAUCAUAGAAAAAAUAAAUAAAAUUCGUCAUGAUUUAAAAAUUGAAAAUCAAAAUAAAAGUCGCUCAGAAGAAAAAAUACUUACAUCAGGUAUAAAACGAUUGUUACAAACGACAUUUUGUGAAAUUAGUGACACUAAAUAUGAAAUGGCAGUCUUAAUACUAAAACGAUUUGAAAUUAUGGAUAAGAAUGAGAUAACUAAAUUAGAUGACGUGAUUAAUGUUAAAUCUGAUAAACUUAAUACAUUGGUGGAAUCAUAUAAUGGUAAUUUAGAAACGUACAAUAACAUAAAUGAUAAAACGACUUGAAUUGAAUGGUAUAAUUAAGAAUUGUCAAAUGACUAUUAAUAUUAUGAUGAAAAUUUUUUAAUUUUAUGAACAAUGUAUGAGUCACAUGCUCUAUUAACUAACAAUAAAAUAUUGUUAACACAUUUUAGAACUCUUCAAGCUCGAAAAUAGUAUAGUGUCACACCUUCCAUUGCGAAAAUUCAAGUAAUAAACAAAAAAAAAAAAAAUUAGUACUAUUCCGGAUACCAGUG